Molecule: messenger RNA, 1110 nt
Organism: Fulmarus glacialis (Northern fulmar)
Lineage: Eukaryota; Metazoa; Chordata; Aves; Procellariiformes; Procellariidae
Gene: PAAF1
Product: proteasomal ATPase-associated factor 1
Exons: 10
Coding region: 1-1110 (369 amino acids)
Molecular function (GO): protein binding
Source: RefSeq, a predicted model, not a curated record
AUGGCUGCUCUCCCUGCAGGGAAGCCGACCCUGUACGGCAGUCUGACCCGCCGCGGGCUCAGUACUGAGGGCGUCCCUGACAUCGCUGCCUCCGAGGGCUUCGUGGUUGGGGAAGUCACCAAGAAAAGCAUUCUCAUAUCUUGUCCUCACGAAAAUGUGUCUACAAAGUUCCUGGCCCCGUACACAACUUUUUGUAGAAUUCAUCAGAAAAGUAUUACCUGUCUUGAUAUUUCCAGUGGUGGAGGGCUUGGUGUGUCUACCAGCACAGAUGGGACCAUGAAAAUCUGGCAGGCUGCAAAUGGAGAAAUAAGAAGACUAUUGGAAGGCCAUGUGUAUGAUGUGAAUUGUUGCAGGUUUUUCCCAUCGGGCCUCGUGGUUCUGAGUGGGGGAAUGGAUGCCCAGCUAAAGAUCUGGUCAGCAGAAGAUGCCAGCUGUGUAGUAACAUUUAAAGGUCACAAAGGAGGUAUUUUGGACACUGCCAUUGUGGAUCGAGGAAGAAAUGUCCUUUCCUGCUCUAGAGAUGGCACUGCCCGCCUCUGGGACUGUGGCAAAUCCGCCUGUCUGGGUGUCAUUGUUGACUGCGGCUCUCCUGUCAACGGCAUUGCUGUGAGCACUGCUGACAACUCGCUAAACCUGGGCAUGCCUGAAAAAGCUCCUAGCGAACGUGAGGUUGGGACAGAAGGGAAAAUCCUGCUGCUGGCUCGAGAAGACAAGAAACUUCAAGGAGUGGGACUGCAGAGCAGGCAGCCGGUGUUCCUCUUUGUCGGAUCUGAUGCGUUCAACUGCUGCACAUUCCUCUCAAGUACCUAUAUCCUAGCAGGGACUCAGGAUGGGAACAUAUAUCAGCUGGAUGUGAGAAACACAAACGUUCCAAUCCAGGUCAUCCAUAGAUCAGGAGCACCGGUGCUUUCGCUGCUCCCGUACCGAGAUGGAUUUAUUGCCAGCCAAGGUGAUGGAACCUGCUUUAUUGUUCAGCAAGACCUCGAUUAUGUCCUCGAUCUCACAGAAGCUGACUGCGACCCUGUGUACAAGGUAGCUUCUUGGGAGAAGCAAAUUUACACAUGCUGCAGAGACGGCAUAGUGAGGAGAUACCAACUUUCUGACCUUUAA